Aspergillus udagawae is the source of this 909-nucleotide messenger RNA. RefSeq lists its product as uncharacterized. The transcript is spliced from 2 exons. Lineage: Eukaryota; Fungi; Ascomycota; Eurotiomycetes; Eurotiales; Aspergillaceae. Bases 1 to 909 code for a protein of 302 amino acids. The record is from RefSeq and is a predicted model, not a curated record.
AUGGCGAACUCCUUUGUGCCACUAGAGCCGACCACCUUUCUUCCAGCAGCCAAGGUGCCGAACCUCCUUGGACGCUUCUGUGUUUACCCACGGGAGCCAACGCGAAAUUCCUUUCCGCUGAACCCUCAACCUUUCUACUGUCAGAAUAACUUGCCUUAUUGUGUCGAAGCCUCAGAUCCCAGUAUCAUCCUUGAGAACAUAUCAGAUCUCUCUAUUCGAGCAUCAAUGGCAAAAUUUCUCAAAUUGAACUUCGAUACGACCGCAAAAGCAAAAACUAAGUGGAAAGGUAGCAAAGUGCGAGUGUUCACUCUCCCUUCUGAAGACACCGUAAUGGCAAACAUGCUUGCAGAUAAAAAUUUACGAGACCUCGUGAAUGGAAAUUUGAAAGAUGGCAAUGGUCUUUACUUAGUUGUUGGCUUCAUGGCAUUUGUCAAUGCAACGUUUGAGAGCCAUAACAGACAUGAAGUGAGUGCUAAUCUGGAACUCAACCUGGGCAAGGCUAUAGAGGCAGCUCUUAAGGCACAUGGGGUCCCUUUGCAAGUACCAGAUAUUAAUGCCUACAUUGGUGAACACAAUCGUGCACUCCAUCAAUGGCAAGCCACUUUUAUCGAUGAAACCAUCGUUGCCGUCAAAUAUCGAUACGUCACAAGGAAGAAAUAUCUCCUAUGGAAGUGCCAGAAAGGCGAAGUCACGCUUCGUGAUGUCAAGAGUGUUAAGGGAGCACGGAUGUUUGGUGAGCCAGAUGAUGCGGAGGCGCAAUUACUAGAUCUGAAAUGCUCGCUUAAAUGGAACAAAAACCCUGACACAUUGGAGGAUGGGGAUGAAAUCUUAAUAGCGCCUGUGGAGAAGAUACCUUUUGAUGGUGCGUCUUUCGAGCUGGACGGCAAAAUUGACUAUAUGCAUCAGUAA